AUGGUAGGCUCAGAGGAUGACCGACCCUUCGCCUCCCAAGGCAGAUCCCUCAGCAUCGAGGAGCCCCAGUCCCCCAGUGCACGUGCAGAAGUGAGCUCCUUCGUGGAAUUCCCUGUGGAGCUUGACGAGCAGACUGCCAAAGCCGCCUUGCAGUCCAACACUGAAGCGAUCUUCAACUUGCUCAACAAUGCUUUGGGCGUGUCGCUGCUCGCAGUCGGCUGGGUUUGCUCGGAGGUGGGCCUGGUGCUGGGCCUCGCCUUAUAUGCUGGAUCGAACUUCCUAAACAGAUACACCCUCCACUUGAUCUAUCGUUCCUGUCAGCUAGCGAAGGUCAAGGUGUCUUACCCCGACGUUGGGCAAUGGUGCUUCGGGCCGGCCGGCUUCAGCGUCAUUGCCACGUUCAUGACCAUCCAGAUGUGCUGCUCCUGCACUGCCUAUGCUGUGACGGUCGCGGACGUCCUGGCAGACACUUUCGAGUGGCAGCAGGAGAGGAAGAAAGCUGCUGCGGUGGGGUUUCUUCUGCUGGUCCCGUUUACCUUCAUCAGGUCGCUGAAGAGGAUAGCAGUCCUAUCCUCGGUUGCAACAUUUGCUUGCGUGAUCCAGAUGCUGGCCAUAGCAAUUCCAUGCUAUGCCGACGUUCUGAAGGGUGACACCUUCGUGGAGCACAUGGGUCGAGAGCCCGGAAAGCUGCUGUAUUACACCUUGGACCCGUCGAAGCUUAUCAAGGUGCUGCCGGUCAUUCUUCUGGCAUACUCUACCCAAGCAUCGUCUCCCAUCAUCUUGGCAUCUAUGCAGGAUAACUCGUGGGAGAACGUUCGGCGAGUCACCGGAUUGGUCUACUUUCUCCUUUAUGUUAUCUCAGCGAUCUUCGGGCACUCGGUAUAUCUGCGGUAUUCCGACCUUUGCACCAACAGCGCGCUGACAACGAUAGGUCAGCGUCCUGUCGAUCAGGUGGCCCGAUGGUGCGGCUUCGUUCUGGUCUUCAUUUCCUACAUCUUCAUGAUGUUCCCAGUUCGGAAUGUGCUGAUGUCAGCUUGCCUGCGGAAGGAUGAGCUGCGUCACGAGGCACCGUACCCUGUUUUUGCCGCUUUGUCAGUGGGCCUCAGCCUGUUCUUGUCCAUGCUCUCAGUGGUCGCCCAAGCGCUUGGAGGCCUCGAGUACUGUUUGCGUUUCGGCGGAGGCUGCUGUGCAACCUUGAUGGCCAUGGUCUUUCCCCCUCUGCUCUUCGUGCGAACCCGGGCGGAGCGCGGCUGGGACGCACGUGUCGUCUGCGGGAGCCGGGGAGGCUUGGCCAUGAUCUUGGCCAUCGGCACCUCCGUUUGGAUCCUGAGCAACCGCACCUGUCAGAACUGCCUGCUUACGCGGCAGCUGAACAAACUCUACGAGGAAAAAGCCGAGAUGAAGCUCCGUCAGGAGAAAUUGCGGCUGGACCUGGAGAGAUCCAAGGAAAAGAACGCUGCCCUCACCGACAUCAACAGCGAUCUGGCCCGAGAGAUCUGCACCGCCCAAAACCGAGCUCGAGCAGCCGAAUGCCGACAUGAAGCUGAGAGGCAAGGCAAUCUGCGCCUGGCCAAAAGCAUGCAGGCGGAAAAGCGACAUGAAGAAGCCCUCCGCACCGAGCGCUGGAAGGGGCAUGGGUACCUGAAUGGACGAGCUGCGCCAGGGCAGAAGGAGGAAGCGCUUUUUCAGUCCAUCGGCGACCACCUGAUUUCCCAGGUGCACACUGCCAACUGCGGUGAGCUGGCCAACACGGCUUGGGCCUAUGGCCUCCUCCAGAUUCAGCACGAGAGGCUGUUUCAGGAGCUGGCAAGACGUGCGACCGUCCGUUUGCAGGAUUUCAAGCAACAGGAGGUGGCUGGCAUCAUGUGGGGGUUUGCAGCCAACAACUUUUUCCAAGCGGCGUUCUUCAACAAUGCGUCGUUGGCGGCGCAGCGAUUAGUGCUCACGCCGCAGCAGCUGACGAACAUUCUGUGGGCUUUGACUCGCAGGAAAUGCAGGCAGAGCUCAUUGCAAUCAGCGGUUAUGGCGCUGCUGCCGGCGGCAACCCGUCAACUUGACAGGUUCAGCAUGCCAGAGAUUGCGAUAUGCUCUUUGGCUGCUGCAAAGGUGGCGAAAAAUAUGGAAGGCAGCGGCAAAGGAGGUGGCCCCAAGAUAUCCAAUGCUGUCGACUUCUGCACUGCCGCCAUGCAGCAGGCCUUGAGCCGUCUCUCCGAGCUCUCCAACCAGCUGCUGGUGAACUUGGCUGCGGCCUUCCUGCUCGUCGGUGCUCCCGGUGCGGUCGUCGUGCUGGCUGCCGUAGGCCGCGAGGCUCUAGAUCGGAUGCAGAUGUUGGAGAACACUGUGCUGCUCCACCUCAUCAGGGUUUUCUCCAUAGACCUGGCCAAGCUGCAGCCUCCAGCCUUGCUGGAAGGCGCCUGCCAGGGGAUGUUCCGCGCCCUCUUCGCCGAGGCGGCUCGGCGUAUGGACUCGCUGAAGCCGAGGGAGAUGCAAAGCCUAUCUCUCCUUUGUGCACAACCGCUGGGUCUGACUGACGCUGGCGACAUGAGCGCGGGAGAUUUGAGAAGUUGCUGCUUCGCGCUCGCCACUACAGGUAAUGGAGCGCACCAGCCCCUCUCCCUCCUGGACGAGCUCGUAGAGGACGACCACGAGGUGUUCUGGGAUCCGGAUCCCGUGGAGGUUCCGAAGCAGACCCCGUCGGCCGCCAGCAAUGCUCCUCCGGCCGCGGCACCCUUUCCAACCGGCGUGGCAGUUGGUGUCUUUGCGCCUCCCGCAGGGCCCAUGGGCGCUUGGCCUGCGGGCCACGAGCCCCCAAGGCCGGAAAUGGGGACUGCCUUCCCUGGGUGGUUUGCCCCUGGCCAACAGCCAGGCAUGGUGCGGCCGUUUCCGUGCGGCUACCCAAGCCAGGACGCGCCGUGUGGAAGCCCCGCCCCUCAGGCGCAGGGUACGCCAAUGGCUCCAGGCCAGGCAGGCCAGCAAGCUAGCAGGCCCAGCGCUGAUCUCCAAGCAGCCGAGACGGCCGCGCGGGGUGAGAACAAGGUGAUGUACUCGGUUAAGAACACGUUCCUUCACAUCGACGAGCCCGAAGAGCAGGAGGAAGAUCCGCAGCUGGCGGCUUCGGGGCCCUGGGCCUCGGAGGAGGGUUUGGGCGAGCCGCUGCCGUUCCUGCCCAAGGACAUCGAAUUGACCGAACUGCAAGCGUUCCGUGCCGACUACAUGAAGUUUCGCGCCGGUCAGGCCACUGGCGCUCGCGGAGAGAUCCAAGAUGUACCUGAGGUCCCUCUUGCUUCCGAGUCCACUAUUGGAGCCCUGGACCUCCAGCAGUCAGGGCAGUAUCCGGUCCCCUUUGCCGGCCAGCCGAUGCCAGAAGGGUGA
This is a messenger RNA of Symbiodinium sp. CCMP2592, 3372 nucleotides long. Lineage: Eukaryota; Dinophyceae; Suessiales; Symbiodiniaceae. The record is from the annotation of a GenBank genome assembly.